CCAUCUUUUCAUCUGAUUUCAGUUGAACAUUGAGUGGGUGAGGGCACAGGGAAGUCACGGUGGGGUCCUUGGAAAGGCGUUUACAAAGCAAGAGGGAGUUUUGAUUCUUCAACUCAGCAACCCUGGCAGGGUGGAUGAGGUGGAGCUGGCCUUCCUGGAAUUGUCGCGUCGAUUUUCCUGUUGUGUUUCACUGUUGACGCUCUCACAGACACACAGGACCGCUCCAGCACUGCCUGCCACCCACCAUCUGGUCUCGGUGGCCUGUCUGUCAUUUUGUGGGUUCCCAUCCUCUGCCUACGGCGAUGUUUCUUCAAAAAGAACUAGGGUGCAGUCCAUUGAUAGCUGAUCAGCUUCCUUGGAAUUUGCUGAUGACCCAGGAGAGCUUUGCCUGAAGAUGGAAACACUGGAGUCAGAGCUGACCUGCCCUAUUUGUCUGGAGCUCUUUGAGGACCCUCUCCUGCUACCCUGUGCACACAGCCUCUGCUUCAACUGUGCCCACCGUAUCCUGGUGUCACACUGUGCCACCAACGAGUCUGUGGAGUCUAUCACCGCCUUCCAGUGCCCUACCUGCCGACAUGUCAUCACGCUCUGCCAGCGAGGUCUAGACGGGCUCAAGCGCAACGUCACGCUGCAGAAUAUCAUCGACAGGUUUCAGAAGGCAUCCGUGAGCGGACCCAAUUCCCCCAGUGAGACCCGCCGAGAGCGGGCAUUUGACGCCAACGCCAUGACCUCUGCCGAGAAAGUCCUCUGUCAGUUCUGUGACCAGGAUCCAGCCCAGGACGCUGUGAAGACCUGUGUCACUUGCGAAGUGUCCUACUGUGACGAGUGCCUGAAAGCCACUCACCCCAACAAGAAGCCCUUUACAGGCCAUCGUCUGAUUGAGCCAAUUCCGGACUCGCACAUCCGGGGGCUGAUGUGCCUGGAGCACGAGGAUGAGAAGGUGAAUAUGUACUGUGUGACCGAUGACCAGUUAAUCUGUGCCUUGUGUAAACUGGUUGGGCGGCACCGAGAUCAUCAGGUGGCAGCUUUGAGUGAGCGCUAUGACAAAUUGAAGCAAAAUUUAGAGAGUAACCUCACCAACCUGAUCAAGAGGAAUACAGAACUGGAGACCCUUUUGGCUAAACUCAUUCAAACCUGUCAGCAUGUUGAGGUCAAUGCAUCACGUCAAGAAGCCAAAUUGAUGGAGGAGUGUGAUCUCCUCAUUGAGAUCAUUCAGCAAAGACGGCAAAUUAUUGGAACCAAGAUCAAAGAAGGGAAGGUGAUGAGGCUUCGCAAGCUGGCUCAGCAGAUUGCAAACUGCAAACAAUGCAUUGAGCGGUCGGCAUCACUCAUCUCCCAAGCGGAACACUCUCUCAAGGAGAAUGACCAUGCGCGGUUCCUACAGACUGCUAAGAAUAUCACUGAGAGAGUCUCCAUGGCAACUGCUUCAUCCCAGGUCCUAAUUCCUGAAAUCAACCUCAACGACACAUUUGAUACUUUUGCCUUAGAUUUUUCCCGAGAGAAGAAAUUGCUCGAAUGUCUGGAUUAUCUUACAGCUCCCAACCCUCCUACAAUUAGAGAAGAGCUCUGCACGGCUUCCUAUGACACCAUCACUGUUCACUGGACCUCUGAUGAUGAAUUCAGUGUGGUGUCCUACGAGCUCCAGUACACCAUAUUCACCGGACAAGCCAAUGUUGUUAGUCUGUGUAACUCAGCCGAUAGCUGGAUGAUCGUGCCCAACAUCAAGCAGAACCACUACACUGUGCAUGGUCUGCAGAGCGGCACCAAGUACAUCUUCAUUGUCAAGGCCAUCAACCAGGCAGGCAGCCGCAGCAGUGAGCCCGGGAAGUUAAAGACAAACAGCCAACCAUUUAAACUGGACCCCAAAUCUGCACAUCGAAAGCUAAAGGUGUCCCAUGAUAACUUGACAGUAGAACGUGAUGAGUCAUCAUCCAAAAAGAGUCACACGCCUGAACGCUUCACCAGCCAAGGGAGCUAUGGCGUAGCUGGAAACGUGUUCAUUGAUAGUGGCCGGCAUUACUGGGAAGUGGUCAUAAGUGGAAGCACAUGGUAUGCCAUUGGCCUUGCUUACAAAUCAGCCCCGAAGCACGAGUGGAUUGGGAAGAACUCUGCUUCCUGGGCACUGUGCCGCUGUCACAAUAACUGGGUGGUGAGACACAACAGCAAGGAAAUCCCCAUUGAGCCAGCCCCCCACCUGCGGCGCAUCGGCAUACUGCUGGACUAUGAUAAUGGCUCCAUCGCUUUCUACGAUGCUUUGAACUCCAUGCACCUCUACACCUUCGACAUCACAUUCUCGCAGCCUGUGUGCCCCACCUUCACCGUGUGGAACAAAUGUUUGACCAUUAUAACUGGUCUUCCCAUCCCAGACCAUCUGGACUGCACAGAGCAGCUGCCAUGAGCACCUGGCCAUGUGGAGCUACUUUCUGGGGAAUAGAAAGGGUGGUGGCCACCAUUUAGGGGACAGAAAGCACAAGCUUCCAGAGUGAUUAAAUCUCACCAAAAAAGUGUCCAGAAAUCAGCUAAGAUAGGACUAAAACAUGCGAUUCCCCACUCUCCCUUUUACUGUGUUUUGUGUUAAGUACAGGCUUUAAUAAUUUCUUCAAUUUUUUUGUAUUUACAGGAAAAUUUAUAGAUUAUUUAUAAAAGAAACAUAACCAGAAUUACACCUCUUAGGAACUUUUUGGUUUUGCACAAUAAGAGGCCCAUACGUUGAGCAGCUCUUUACAGCCUUUAUUUCUUCACAGUCUAUAACAGUGCAAACAGAAUAUGCAACUACUUUAAAAAUAAAACAUAGCUUUGAACCUCGUAGGGAAGUAACUGGGCUUUCUUACUCUGGCUUAUUUUGAGGUGUUUUAAAUGUGAUGUCACAAGCUUUUAUUGGAUCAACUCAAAUGGAGAGCGAAAGAGAGAAUGGAAAGAAUUGACUUUGGAGCUUGGAAUCUGCCAUGGCUAAAUCCUUAAUUACCCUCUGAUGGCUAGUGGGAUAAUGUUGGAAAGAAAGGUUCUGAAACCUUUGGCCAUGUUUUACCCUGCUUUUCCCAGGACGAAGGAUUCUGGGAGAACAUUAAGAAUGAGAUUGCAAUUGAAAAUCAUCACUUUGAAUCCUACUGGUUAUUCCAAAAUUCAAGCUGAUUUGUGUUUUAUCCGAAGUAGGGUUCUAUUUCAUGAUAUAAAUUUUUCACUCUUUUUUUUAAUAGUUUCUUUAGGUUUGUGAAAUUUCUUCACUACAUUUAUAGUUGUCCUCUUUCCCCCACCCAAAUCAUUUUUCUUUUGUCACCGGGGCUGAGGAAAUAAACAUUUUCUGUCACAAAUGACAGCAUCACUGUGGAUUGAUUUUGCUCUCCAGGACAUCAACACAUGGCCCCAACUGCCACUAUCAUGUCCAAAUAUAAGACCCGAAAAACACUUAAUAUUUAUGAGUUGGUAAUGACAAGGGACGUUGCAUAAAGUACUAUUCACUAGUAUACGUGCCUCAAAAGUUAUUAUAAACAGACCUUUAUUAAACACAUCUUGAGAGAUGUAGAAUUCCCUCUGUAUAUUCUAGAAUAGUUUACCAUAGAGUUGUAAGACAAAAAAAAAAUCAAACUUGCUGUUCUCACGUUGGAACCUGCCAAUACAACCUGCUAAUAGAAUAUCAGAUGGGAUUGUUGACAUGCUGAUCUGACACGUCAGAAUGGUCCAUGAAGUAAGGCUUUCUCAAGCAGUCCUUGGACCGGGAAUCUGGCAUUGGUUCUACCUUGACAAAGGGCAUGACAUCUAUAAGUCAUUUCAUUUGCUACAAUAUUUAUCUGGGCUACUAGGUCGGCCAUUUUGACUGAACAGGCUGGUGGGUUUAGGCAUUGGUUUUAGUGAUUUUGUUGCUAACCAAAUCAACCAAUUGUUCCCCUGAAAUCCGUCCAUAGACCCGCAUCACAUUGCGUGAUUUUUGAGUCUAGAUUUCAUGGGUGGCUUCCCAGUGCUUCUGUCCUAUUCACUGGCAGAUGCUUUCCUUUUUCAUAACAGAUAGAGUCUAUAUAUUUACUAUAUUAUUUAUACCCAGAUGAAUAUUUUGAUAGCUACUUAGGACAAUUUCACAUCUAAAAGACGGACACCUCAAUGGAAAAAAAAACAUUCUCUGGAAACUUAAUGGGAUUUUUUUUUUUACAAUAUAAAAACAAUGUGUAUUUGCCUUCCCUGAAUAAACUGAAAGGGUUGUCUCAGUAAUUUUUACAUACUGUUUUUGGUAGCUGGGUAAUGGCUAUUUUAAUGCACUUUGUACAUUAACAGGUUUUAAAUAAAAGAGUCUAAAACUCAGCUUCUGAGUUGUUUUAAACCAUGGUCUCCAGGUACCAAUAAAUGCUACAGUUUGCCUUAUGAUGUUAAUGCAAAAGCAUUUACCAGAAGGACAAUAUUUCCGUGAAUAUAAUGUUUUUCAAUAUAAAGCAGUUACUACUCAAAUUUUCACUGUAAGCCUUUUAGGUUAUGUUUUGACUAUUUUUAUAAGGACAAGAGGGAUUAUGUUAUAAUUUUGUUGUGGAAGUCUCACUCUUUGCUAACUUAAAAACACUGUGGAUAGUAGCAGUUACUAUGUCCAUGUUGUCAUAUUUACAAGAAAAUAUGUAUAUGGUGAAAGGCCACAUUGUUUACUUUCAUUACUGUAAUGAUGUAGAAAAGAUUUCCAUGUGGAUUUUUUUGAAAGUCUGAAAAAUAUACACUAUAUACAUUUGCUGCAGUACAAUUCUUUAAAUGGAUUGGGGUCACAGUAUUUUGUUUUUGAGAUCCUUACUUAACAGGAAGCAUUGCGAUUUGGGAGAGAAAGAGAUGGCGGUGCCAAUUAAAGUAAUACAACAAAAUUGAAGCAGUGCCAACCCAGGCUGCCAGGUCCGACAUCAUGGUUGUGUGAACAGUGCUGUCACCAUCUUGAAAUUCUUAGUACUUUUUGAACAAAGGGCCUGCGUUUUCAUUUUGCACUGGGCUUCACAAAUUACACAGCCAGUCCUCCUAACAAAACUCAGAAAUGCGGUACCUCUCUUCCUGGUGGAUACAAAUGAAGAAACCUGGGUCCAAUGUCAAAAGUGGCUGGCCAUAUAAUUCAUGUAGGAAGCUAAAUGGAUUUAAAUGAGAAUGGGCCUGCGUGAAGAUUUUCUUUACGGAUUUAAAAGAAAAUGACUUCAAAAACUGAUUGCAAAUAUUGAUGAUGGUUUCUGCUGGAGAAAAGGAAAAGGCCAGAUGACCAACAGGCAUUUUUAUUAUAGUACUGGUAUAUUGACCUAAACUUCUUGAGGAACUGAACCAAUGCCCUCCAGUGAACGUGGAAUUCCAUUUUGGCUCCAGGCACAUGCAUUGUCUGCAGAGACACGUAUAUAUGCUCACUUAGAUGUGCUUUUGGUGUUGGGAAAUUGAUCAUCUAUCUGGUCUACCCUUAUGUUAAAAGGAAUACAAAGACAAUGAUGGGGGCAAGAGGAUGUUUU
Molecule: messenger RNA, 5450 nt
Organism: Hipposideros armiger (great roundleaf bat)
Lineage: Eukaryota; Metazoa; Chordata; Mammalia; Chiroptera; Hipposideridae
Gene: MID1
Product: midline 1
Exons: 10
Coding region: 395-2398 (667 amino acids)
Biological process (GO): regulation of microtubule cytoskeleton organization
Cellular component (GO): cytoplasm
Molecular function (GO): zinc ion binding; protein binding
Source: RefSeq, a predicted model, not a curated record